Molecule: messenger RNA, 1239 nt
Organism: Vitis riparia (riverbank grape)
Lineage: Eukaryota; Viridiplantae; Streptophyta; Magnoliopsida; Vitales; Vitaceae
Product: protein NEOXANTHIN-DEFICIENT 1
Exons: 11
Coding region: 222-1151 (309 amino acids)
Source: RefSeq, a predicted model, not a curated record
CAAGCCAAGGCCCAUGGUAUAGAUAAAGCUCAUAGUUUAUCCACAAAAAAUGGUGCUGACGUCUGAGCUCACCACCUUCCACUCUCAGUUCUUCUCUCCUCCCUUUUUUUACCACUUCUUACCAUAUUGACACUCGAAUCUCUUCUGGGUUUCUAAGAUUGUCACUCCUCUCUUCUGGGUUUCUCUUGGAAUUUCACUAGGAAGCUUCCUCAAAUCCGUCAAUGCCCUAUUUGAAGCCGGUGGAAGCCGAGGAAAAAUCUUCCUCGGGUUAUGGCAAACCUCCAUGGAUAUUCAAAGGCCGUGCCUUGUACCAGCUCCACCUUGUGAAAGCAGAAACCGCUAGAGCUUUCAUCCCAAAAGAGUUCAGAUUAGUUGAAGCUUUUGGAUACACUCUUGGUGGCUUUUUUCUUGCCAGUUAUGAGGACAGCCCAGCUGGAGUUUUUGAUGAGCUCGUGGUGAUUGCAGGGAUAGUGUGGAACCCACCAACAUCUUGCGCAUGGGCUGCUAGAGUGCUUGUGAACAGUGAUGAAGCUUGUGUUCAUGGACGGAAGGCUGUAGGGCUUCCAAGUCAGGUUGCAAGGUUUUCAAAGAGAAUUACUGCAAUUCCAAGGCAACAAAGGAGUAAGACCAAUGGCUUUCUUAACAUGAUCGGCAUCGGUAAUACUUUCAAUAGUCCAAAGGAUUGUAUGGAUGUUCAAGUGACAGAAAUUGAGGGUCGUACUGCUGCAGAUGCCUGUAGUGUUAACCUUAACACUGCUGUGCCUUUGCUGAAACCCGAGAAGUGGAUGGGGCCAGCUAUCAAAAUGUCGCUUCCAAGCUUUAGUGGCCAUACAGUGUAUAAUCCGAACCUUCUCAAAUACUCCUGCCAAAUCGAAUGCAGGGUGAGAGCAGUGAAGCCAGCCAGAGUAUCAAGUCCCUCUCCUGGGCCAAAAAAUAAGAAGGAAAAUGAGAAAGAAGGAUCUCCCAGACACCAGAUUUUCAGUUCCAUGGACUCCACAGCUGUAGAAACCAUUGAAAAUGGAGAAAACCUCUGCGUUUCCGUGAUGUUAUCAAAGCCUGUAUUAGCUCUGGAGUUUAACUGUCUGAACAUGCAAGUUGAAGCCCCCAUUGUAGUUUCCCACUGCUCCAAGAACACUUUAGGAGGUUCUUGAUCAUCUCCUUGGUUUUUUUUUUCUUUUUCCAGCUGAUUAUGUACAAUAAAUCGAUAAUCCAAGUUUCUUUGCCUGGUUUUGCUCCUAA